UCAUCACCAUGGUGUCUGGGAAGAGACUGGCGGAUGUGGGAUACCGGGUCUUCUCGGGAUCGAUGAUGCUGCUGACUCUCUACGGGGGUUACUUGUGUGUCAUGCGAGGAUACCGCUACGUGCAGCGCCAAAAGGAGCUGCAGGCUGCGGCGGAGAGACAAACCCAAUCAGACUGAAACUUACCUGCUGCUUUCACCCGCAUAAGAAGUUGUGGAAAUGUAUAUUUCUUUGUAAGAACUGAUUACAGUAUCACUGAUACUUUCUGAAAUAACCCGGUGGCUUCAAAUAAGUAAAAAGGGAAGACUUUUUGUAAUUAUUUCCCCCUUCAUCAAAGUGGAUAUGUCCACCUGGUGAUGGAUGAUUAGGAGCCGUGCCCUGAAAUCACUGGAUGCAAUUAAACCGUAUCAAACAUCCUGUAUGUAUAAAAUUGUCAAUGUUACAAUGGUGUAAUCCAAAAGGUUUGUUGUGGUUAAAUUUUUACCACGUCUUAAGACUGUCAUCUAUAUAUUGUGGGUCUGAAGUUGUAAUGCAUAUAUUUAUAUAGACAUAGUACACUUAUUUUCUACCUUUUAAUAUUUUGGAUAUGAGAAAGGGCAAGUUGUAUUGUAAUUAGAAGAUAGCUUUUGAAAACAUGCUGAAAUGAUUUAAAUGAAAGACUGAAUUCAGGAACUUGGUUUGGAGCAGAGGGAGAACACAGACCAGCAGACUCCCGGGAUAUCAAAGACUAGUUCGGUCAC
Messenger RNA from Scleropages formosus (Asian bonytongue), 737 nucleotides. It is a transcript of the gene cox14, whose product is annotated as cytochrome c oxidase assembly factor COX14. The coding region runs from base 9 to 176 and encodes 55 amino acids. The transcript has a single exon. Lineage: Eukaryota; Metazoa; Chordata; Actinopteri; Osteoglossiformes; Osteoglossidae. The record is from RefSeq and is a predicted model, not a curated record.